Messenger RNA from Plasmodium coatneyi, 741 nucleotides. RefSeq names its product Phosphomannomutase. The transcript is spliced from 8 exons. NCBI's taxonomy places the organism in Eukaryota, Apicomplexa, Aconoidasida, Haemosporida, Plasmodiidae. Gene Ontology annotation, molecular function: phosphomannomutase activity. Gene Ontology annotation, biological process: GDP-mannose biosynthetic process; mannose metabolic process; protein N-linked glycosylation. The coding region runs from base 1 to 741 and encodes 246 amino acids. The record is from RefSeq and is a predicted model, not a curated record. Gene Ontology annotation, cellular component: cytosol.
AUGAGUUCCCAGAAGAAACGUUUUUUUUUGUUUGAUAUGGAUGGGACCCUGACCCACGCGAGGGCGCCGAUCGAAGAACGAAUGGUGGACGUUCUACGCAAGCUCAAGUCCAAGGGGAACAUCGCCCUGGGGCUGGUAGGAGGGUCAGACUACCGGAAGAUCAUCGAGCAGAUAAAAUACCCCGAGAUUUUCGAGUUCAUCUUUUCAGAGAAUGGCGUGAUAGCUUAUAGGGGCAACGAGCAGUUCUACUCGGAGAGUAUAACGAAAUUUCUCGGCGAGGAGAAGAUGCAGCAGCUGGUGGAUUACUGUUUAGUGUAUAUUGCGAAUCUGCGGGUGCCAAAGAAGCGAGGGACCUUCAUCGAGCUACGAAACGGAAUGAUUAACAUAAGCCCCAUUGGGAGGAACUGCACACGGGAUGAGCGUGCAGAAUUUUGCAAAUACGACGCAGAGAAUUCGGUCCUGCGUACCUUCCAGUUGGAUUUGAUGAGCAACUUUUCGCAGUUCGACUUGACCUUCUCUAUCGGAGGUCAGAUCUCCAUAGACUGCUUCCCAUCGGGAUGGGAUAAAACGUUUUGCCUGCGGCACAUUGAAGGGUUGUUCAGUGAGGUUUUGUUUUUCGGUGACAAGACGGAGAAGGGAGGAAACGACUACGAAAUUUUUCACGACCAGAGGGUGCGUGGAUUCUCUGUUAAAAGUCCCGAAGAAACGGAGGAAAUUAUUAAAUCGUUUUUGGACCCAUAG